UACAUAGAUUUUCCUAAAGAUACACAGAAGGAUUCCUUAUUUUGAACCUGAGGCUACUUUCUUGAAUAAGAAAACUGUUAAGCUUGUCUUCAGAUCAUACAGGAAGAGCAGCAGGCCAACUAAUAUGUUCUAAUGUACAAUAGGCUACAGGCUGUGAAGUAUCUUGGCAGUAGACUCAGGAGCUAAGGGGCAGAGGACUAAAUAAAUUUUUAGAGGUUGCCAUCAACAUGCCAAGCCAGUAAGACUGAAUGCCGGGUCAGUUUUCAAGGCCUAGGACGACAGCCACAGCUUACUGGGUCUUGAACUCUAGAGAGCCAGGCUUUGCUAAGAAAAGCAUUACCUUACCCACCACCUUUGUUCACAGCUUAAUGGAGUUUGUGACAGCUCUGGCAGACCUCCAAGCAGAGGUUAGCUGUCCUAUUUGUCAGGACUAUUUGAAAGACCCAGUGACCAUUAGCUGUGGGCAUAACUUUUGUCUCUCCUGCAUCAAUAUGUCCUGGAAGGAUCUAGAUAAUAGUUUCCCUUGUCCUUUUUGUCACUUUUGCUGUCCAGAAAGGAAAUUCACGAGCAAUCCCCAGCUGGGUAAUUUGACUGAAAUUGCUAAGCUACUCCAGAUAAGAAGAAGCAAGAGGAAAAGGCAGGAGGAGAUGCGUGUAUGUGAGAAGCAUAAUCAGGUUCUGACCUUUUUCUGUCAGAUGGACCUAGAGGUUUUAUGUCCACGGUGCACUUUCUCCACUGAUCACCAGCACCACUGUGUUUGGCCCAUAAAGAAGGCAGCCCCCUAUCAUAGGAAAAAAUUGGAGCAUUGCAAUGCACCAUGGAAGGAAAGAGUGGAACUAAUUGAAAAAGUGAUAACUAUGCAAACCAGAAAAUCAUUGGAACUGAAGAAAAAGGUAAAGCAUAGGAGAGAAGAAAUAAAGUCUGAAUUUGAGCAACUUAAGUUGUUCCUGCAAAAUGAGCAAGAGACUGUUCUCAGACAAUUGCAAGAUGAAGAAAUGGAUCUUUUGGGAAAACUAAAUGAAAACCUAACAAAAAUUUCAGAUCAUGCCUCCUCAUUAAAAUAUUUACUAAAGGAGAUAGAGAGCAAGAAUGUGAAAUCAAAACUGGAAUUACUGGCAAAUGUUAAGAGUAUCUAUCAAAGAUAUAAAAACUUAAAAUGCCCUGAACCUCUUUCAUUCAAAUUAAAAGAACAUGGUUACCAUUUUCCUCCACAAUAUUCUGGUCUAAACAAAAUUAUCAGGCGAUUCCAAGUAGAUGUAAUUCUAGAUCCUGAAACAGCACAUCGUAAACUUAUUGUCUCAGAAGAUAGAAAAACUGUGCAGUAUGGAAAUACAAUGCAAAACUUGCCUCAUAACCCAAGAAGAUUUUAUCUUUGUCCAGCUGUUCUGGGUUCUAAGGGAUAUAGUUCUGGCAGGCAGUACUGGGAAGUAGAAGUGAAAGACAAGCCUGAAUGGAUAAUGGGUGUCUGUAAUGACUCUCUUCCAAGAAGGAGGAAGAGUCAGAAUCAACCAACUUUGGUACAGGAUGGGUUAUGGGGAAUUGGACGGUGUCGUCAGAGUAAUUACAUUGUAUUGGGUCAUAAGAAAAUUAAUCUUCUGCCAAAAGUGCCACCUAGUAAGAUUGGCAUUUUUUUAGAUUCUGAAAUGAGUGAGGUUUCCUUUUACAAUUUGAAUGAUAGAUCACUUCUCUAUACUUGUAAUGAUGAUUUUACAGAAGCACUCUGGCCUUAUUUCUAUACUGGAACAGACUCAAAACCUCUUAAAAUCUGUACAGUGGUAGAUUCUGAUUGAUAACCUAUU
Carlito syrichta (Philippine tarsier) is the source of this 1799-nucleotide messenger RNA. It is a transcript of the gene TRIM60, whose product is annotated as tripartite motif containing 60. Lineage: Eukaryota; Metazoa; Chordata; Mammalia; Primates; Tarsiidae. The record is from RefSeq and is a predicted model, not a curated record. Gene Ontology annotation, molecular function: zinc ion binding; protein binding. The transcript is spliced from 2 exons. The coding region runs from base 249 to 1790 and encodes 513 amino acids.